Molecule: messenger RNA, 608 nt
Organism: Nematolebias whitei (Rio pearlfish)
Lineage: Eukaryota; Metazoa; Chordata; Actinopteri; Cyprinodontiformes; Rivulidae
Gene: il17d
Product: interleukin 17d
Exons: 2
Coding region: 1-585 (194 amino acids)
Biological process (GO): inflammatory response
Cellular component (GO): extracellular region
Molecular function (GO): cytokine activity
Source: RefSeq, a predicted model, not a curated record
AUGCUGCGUCCGAUCCGCGUCCUGCUGCUGCUGCACCUGGUCCUGCUGGUUCCGGACUGUCCUGCGGGGCCCACCCUGGUCCGGAAGAAGGCCACCAGGACCUGUUCGGACCUGCCGGAGGAAGUUUUGGAGCAGAUGUUCGGGCGGCUCUCUGUGGGGGUGAUGAGCGCGUUUCACCACGCGCUGCAGCUGGAGCCCCGGGUCCAACUGAACCAGAGCUGUCCGAACCGAGCCCCGAGCCGGAGCCACAGCCUCCCGGCCAACCUGCUCAGCAUCUCCCCCUGGACCUACAGGAUCUCGUACGACCCCAACCGAUACCCCCGCUCCAUCCCGGAGGCCUACUGCCUGUGCAAGGGCUGCCUGCUCGGCCCGUCCAGGGAGGAGAGCGAGCAGCACCGCAGCACCCCAGUCUAUGCUCCCUCUGUGGUCCUGAAGAGGACCGGGUCCUGCGUCGGAGGACGACACUCCUACACCGAGAUCUACGUCUCCGUGGCUGUGGGGUGCACCUGCACGCCCGUGAUGGAGAAGGAACGAGGCGGGCAGGAGAGCAAGCAGAGCCUGGAGGGGCCACAGCCAGACAGCUGAACUCUGCAGGCAGGAAACAUGAA